This is a messenger RNA of Camelina sativa (false flax), 3384 nucleotides long. NCBI's taxonomy places the organism in Eukaryota, Viridiplantae, Streptophyta, Magnoliopsida, Brassicales, Brassicaceae. The record is from RefSeq and is a predicted model, not a curated record.
UUUUCUCUCUCUCCCUACAUCAUAAACCCCUUUCUUCUUCUUCUUCUUCUUCUUCUUCUUCUCCUUCUUCUUCCUCGUAAUAAAACUUCUGUUUCAUCUGAGCUUCCUUCUUUCGUUUGAUUUGAGCUUUGGGAGUUUGUUUGUGAUCUCCGUGAUCGGGGUUUCUUUUAUUACUUGCUUUACCUAUUUUUUUCACAAUUCGCAUUUUGUUCUUCUCUGAUUCCAGAGAAGCAGCACAAUAAUCACUAGAGAAUCUCUCUCUCUCUCUCUCUCUCUCUCUCUCUCUCUCUCUCUCUCUCUCUGUAUGCGUCGGUUCUGAGGGUUGAUUCGAUUGUUUUGCGCAAGCAAGUCCACGGUGCGAAUCUCGAGAACAAUACAAUAGACGACUCGUCUUGUUGUUGCUUUGAAAUCAACGACCGUCGGCUCUUUGAAGACGCGGUCAAUCAAGGUUUUAGAGUAUCUUUUUGAUUUUGGUUUGCGUGUGAAUUCCGCAUUUUCAAGAAUUUUGGAAAUUAGUGAAUGCCCUGCCGAGAUAUUUCUCUGAGCCCAGCCGCUUGGGCGUAGAUCUAAUUUAUUUUCAAAUUACAUAAAGAAAAAAAAACUGAGAAAUCAGGUGUAUGACCUCAUCGCCGUCAAUGGAGAACGGAGGCUCAGCCUCCUCUGUAUCAUCUGCUCUUCUUGGUUGUAUGCAAGAAUUCAAACUCUUCGAGACUCAAUCGGAGUUGCUUAAACGGAUACACGAAGGGAACAAGGCCACGGGUGGGCUGAAACUUGUCACUCUUUGUUAUGGAAUUAUUGGGUUCAUUAAGUUUUUGGGACCAUAUUACAUGCUGCUUAUAACUGAAAGAAGAGAGAUAGGUGAAAUUUGUGGUCACGUUAUUUAUGAAGUGUCAAAGAGUGAGAUAAUUGCAUUGCAAAAUUCUAGCGUGCUUACCAACUAUGCAAAUUCGAGAGACGAGAACAGGUACAAGAGACUCCUGUGUAUGGUGGACCUUACAAAAGACUUCUUUUUCAGUUAUUCGUAUAAUGUAAUGCGAAGUUUCCAGAAAAAUAUAUGCGACCAUGAGAGUGGAGGUUCUCUCUAUAAGAAAAUGUUUGUGUGGAACGAAUUCUUGACUCGGGGGACCCGACAUCAUCUUCGGAAUACCCUGUGGACAGUAGCAUUGGUGUAUGGUUUUUUUAAGCAGACAACACUUUCUGAAGCUGGACGGAAUUUCAAACUCACUCUAAUUGCUAGACGUUCCCGCCAUAAUGCUGGAACCAGGUACUUGAAACGAGGAAUAAACGAAAGUGGCAAUGUUGCUAAUGAUGUGGAAACAGAGCAGAUAGUGUCGGAGGACGUUCCUGUAGACCGUCCCAUGCAAAUAAGUUCUGUUGUGCAGAAUCGUGGCUCAAUCCCUCUAUUCUGGUCACAGGAGACCUCAAGGAUGAAAGUUAAGCCUGAUAUAGUAUUGUCAAAAAAGGACCUGAACUAUGAGGCAACUAGACUUCACUUUGAAAACCUUGUGGAGCGAUAUGGAAUCCCCAUCAUUAUUCUGAACUUGAUCAAGACCAAAGAGAGGAAACCCAGGGAGUCGAUUCUCCGGGCAGAGUUUGCUAAUGCAAUUGACUUUAUAAACAAAGAUCUGCCAGAAGAAAAUCGGCUUAAAUUCCUCCACUGGGACCUGCACAAACAUUUUCACAGCAAAACAGAAAAUGUAUUGGCACUUCUUGGAAAAGUAGCUGCCUGUGCUUUGAUGCUGACAGGUUUCUUUUAUCAUCAACUUACACCAGCAAUGAAGCUUGAGGGUUAUAUGAGCUUGUCUUCUUCUGACGCCGAUAUGUCUCCACAUAAUAGUUCUGAUGAUGAUAGUGGGGAAUAUGAUUCCUUAGAGAAGAAUUUUUGCCCAAGAAAGAAUGCUGCAAAUGGCGAUUAUGAUAUCAAGCCUAGCAGGCUCCAGAGGGGAGUGCUAAGGACCAACUGCAUAGAUUGCCUUGAUCGUACAAAUGUUGCCCAAUAUGCAUAUGGUUGGGCUGCUCUAGGGCAACAGCUUCAUGCUUUAGGAAUUAGAGAUGCUCCAACUAUAGAACUUGAUGAUCCUUUGUCUAGUACUUUAAUGGGGUUAUACGAGAUGAUGGGAGACACACUAGCUUAUCAAUAUGGCGGAUCUGCAGCCCACAAUAAGGUUUUUAGUGAGAGGCGAGGCCAGUGGAAAGCAGCAACCCAGUCACAAGAGUUCUUGAGGACUCUGCAACGUUAUUAUAAUAACGCAUAUAUGGAUGCGGAUAAACAAGAUGCCAUUAAUAUAUUUCUUGGUACUUUCCGGCCUGAACAAGGGAGGCAAGCGGUUUGGGAGUUGCGUUCAGGUUCCCACUCUAAUGGACAAAGUGGAGAGAUAAGCAUGGGGGAAGAUGAAAGGUUUCUUGUGAAGAGGUGCUUAUCAGAUGGGAAUAUUCUCCAUGAAAGUCACACUCCGAUGUCCGCAAUGAGUAGAAAGAGUGAAAGCAUAUCACAUAAAGGCUUUGUGUCGUCACACCAAGUGACUCAUAUAAUUUCAGAGUCAUCACCAGAUAUGCCAGCUGCCGGUGAUGUAACAUUAUCGAGGUGUACUCCGUCAAUGCCUAGCACAUAUUUUUUUGGAGAUGCCCAAAAGGUUCAACGUAAUGGUAGUAGCUCCAAUUACUUGUCCGAGCAAGAAGAUAUGUCUAGUGUUUCAAAUUUCGUUGAUAUUGAGUGGCUUUCUUCGUCGGAAAAUCUAUGUGAGAACGAUCAAUUGUCCAGGCCGUCAUUGCUUACAAUAUAUUCAACCGCCGAGACGUCUUCAUCAGAAAAUAUCACUACUGAAGCAAAACAACCGACGCCAGCUAUGAGUGAGAGUGGAUCAAGCAGCAGGAAGGGAAAAGAACCUAUGGGAACCGAACAAUCUGUACACACAAAGAUUCGCGAUGAUUUCCCAGAUAGCUUCAAACAAUGGGUAGCGUACGGGGAAGCAAUCUGCCAUUGAAGCUCUCUCAACCGUCCAUUUCCAACAAGAACAUACUUUGCCUUCACCAUACUUGAGGUCUUCUGAACAUUUGGGUAUUACGGUUCGAACAUGGAGAAGCGACUGGUAGAGAGAUUCGCAGUGCCAUGUAUUCGAGACUUCACGGUGACGACCUGUCAAAAGAGAUUAGAACUAUUAAGAGGAGCAAAUACUAAAAUAGCUGAGAAGUUUGAGUUUGCAGUCUUGCAGAAAGAAAGAGGAAAAAUUCAUGUUUAUGGAGAGAAACUUGUGAGAUAGUCUGAGACUUACUUAUGUUAGGCUCUUUAAUUUUGGUUUGUGGUCGGAUGUAAAUAUCUGUUUGUUUUUAAAUCCAUCUUGUAUAAGCUCUUGUCUGUUCUGAGAAUAAAUCGAUUCUUUAUCA